Penicillium angulare is the source of this 2106-nucleotide messenger RNA. RefSeq names its product putative C2H2 transcription factor (Swi5) (gene ace2). Gene Ontology annotation, molecular function: DNA-binding transcription factor activity, RNA polymerase II-specific; RNA polymerase II cis-regulatory region sequence-specific DNA binding. NCBI's taxonomy places the organism in Eukaryota, Fungi, Ascomycota, Eurotiomycetes, Eurotiales, Aspergillaceae. The coding region runs from base 1 to 2106 and encodes 701 amino acids. The transcript is spliced from 2 exons. The record is from RefSeq and is a predicted model, not a curated record. Gene Ontology annotation, biological process: regulation of transcription by RNA polymerase II. Gene Ontology annotation, cellular component: nucleus.
AUGAACUCCCCCUCAUCGACACUAUCCCGCGGUCACCGUCGUCAAAUAUCAACCCCCGGUUUCGAAGCCAAUCGACCUUCAAUGGCCAAUAUGCCGCCCCGCCGAACACAUCGUCGUGGUCAGACAGUGGACUACGGCUCCUUUGGUCCACAACAAGCUCUCGACCGACGAAGUGCGACAAACAAGGUCCAUCAGCUUCGAGACUUCUUUAACGAAAAAUCAGGUUUCUCACAGCAGGCUUUAGCUGCACAACAGUUUAUGCACUCAUCACAACAUGGGCAAGCCCAGUUUAUGCACUCGCAUCUCCCAAUGUCGCAACCUGAGCAAUAUCAGAGCGCAUAUAUGUGGAACCCAGAGGAGCUACAGGCUAUGUAUACCAUGGAUGGUAGCAGUGCUGCUUUCCCUGCCCCAAUUGCUCCCGCUCUUGCAAGAUCUGCAAGCGACAAUCCGAACUCCAAUUCUGUCUCGACAAGUGCCCUCCAUCAGAUGCAAGCCGAGCGUCAGCACCAUCUUCAAUCCCGACAGCAGGCCAAUGGCUAUGCCCAGUCGAUGCAACAGCUCUCUGUUCAACCAGAAGGCUACAGUCCUAAAAUUAACCCCUACCUUUCCUAUACUUCCCCUCUUACCCCAGAUGUUACCCCUAUGAAGAGUUCAUUUGAUUUAUCUAUGUACACCAAUGACCACACCCCUACUAAAUCCCAAAGUUUUUCUGUCCCCCGCACACCUGCCACCGCUGAGAUGCAAAGAGCCCAUUCCCUUCAAGGAAUUCCAGAUUCCACCCCAGUGUCAAUCGCCCACCAGAUGCCAUCGCCCGCCACUUCAGUUACGGACUUCGCCGAACUAGCUGCUAUGCCAUCACCUGGUUCCUGUGGAGUGUCACCCCAUUUGUCCAGCCUACCGUCUUCUCCAUCCUCUAGCAGAUACCAGGAGCGUGAAGAUUCUCCCGCAUCGUCAAGUGGUCACUCUAUGCAUGAUAUGCACGCCGAAACAGUGAAUGAGUUCGACCUUGAUGCACGAGUCAAAGCCUCUCUAAAGGAGAGUUCCGUUUCUAGUGAUGAAAUUGCUCGAUUUAUAUCUGGCCCUGAUGCCAAAGACAACAAAUGGGUAUGCCUUUUCAAAGACUGCCGUUGCCGCUUUGGUCGCAAAGAGAACAUCAAGUCUCAUGUUCAGACCCACUUGAAUGACCGUCAAUAUGUCUGCGACCGAUGUGGAAAAGAUUUUGUUCGCGGACACGAUCUCAAGCGCCACCUAAAGACUCACUCCGGAAAGAAGCCUUUUGCCUGUGCCUGUGGCGCUAGCUUUGCCCGUCAAGAUGCCCUCACCCGCCACCGCCAACGUGAUAUGUGUGUUGGAGGUUUCACUGGCUUCGUCCCAAAAACAACUAAACGUGGCCGCCCGCCAAAGAAGAGUCGUCCCGAUAUCGAAUCUCGUCAAAUGAAGUCUACUCGUACUCGUCAGCGCAUUGCUGAAAAAUCUUUUUCAACGUCCGUGAAAGUUGAAAGUUUAGAAGGCCCUAUGUUCAACUCGCCAGAUUACGCCCCAUCUACUUCUAUGUCAUCCUUCACGCCGCCUACUUCCCCAGGAGGUGGAUAUGAUCACAAGUCUCCCGUGCAGUCCGAUCCCUCAAUCUCAUCCCAGCAGUUCGAAGACGAUAUGUUACCUCUCCCACUGUCACCACCUCAAAUGGCUCACAACCGAUAUGCUCGUGCUAUGGAACAGUUCGAGGGCCACAACUCUGCUGAGUCUUCUCAGGAUUGCCUCUACAGUGAUCCUGCUCUUUCUCCUUAUGACAUGUCUUCGCCUCACACUGCCCCAACUUUGGCUGAGUCUACAGUUGGCUCUGAAAUCGAUGUGUUUAUCUCUCAAGAUGCUACCGACAACCUACAAGAAGAAUUUGGUCAGAUCAAGGAAUUUGAAUUCAUUUCAUCUCAAAGCUCCAACCUCCCAAGCAGCUAUGCCUAUAUGGAUUCCGCUGACUUUGGCAUCCCGUCUUCAUUAUACUCCGACAUGCCUGGGAAGACCAUCUCUGGGUUGAGCGCUCUUGAAAUGGAUCCUUACGGUGACCAAAUCGACUCGCUUUCCAGCGAAUUUCUGGUUGACCCUUGA